AUGAAGGGCGUUAAGGGCCAGGGCCCGUCGAUGGCUCCCGACGUCGGGGCGUACGCUGCAGGCUUGGCGGUGCCUAGCUCAGGACUCUCUGGCACCGUGAAAUCGUGGAACGGGGCCAAAGGCUUUGGCUUCAUCCAGGGUAGUGCGCUUGGGGCUGACGUCAUGUUUUCCAAGCGAGAGCUGCCGGAUGACGCUCAAGACGUGCAGGGCAAGUUUCUCACAGGGAGAACCGUCUACUUCGACGCGCAAGAGGGUCCGGAUGGCCGACAGAAAGCCACCACCGUGAUGAUCCCUCAUGUCGAGGGCCUUCCUGUGCCCGGCAAGAUCAAGUCCUAUAGCGAAAGGCAUGGUUGGGGUUUUAUCACCUCAAGCGCACUUACGGAUGAUAUCCGCUUUGACAAGAACAGCCUGGCAGCUCUGGAGGGCAUGCCGCCUGAUCCCCGACUUGCCGGCGUCCCGGUUGUCGUGGAGUUUGCUGCCAGACCCGAUGGCAAGCUCAACGCGAAGCGAGUUAUGUUCCAAAGUGGUGAGAUUGCAGAAAGACUGGGUGUCAAGGGUCCUGGCUUCGGAGGGGCGCCCGGCUUCGCGGCGACGCCCAGCUUCCCAGCGACGCCCAGCUUCGCAGCGACACCCAGCUUCGCAGCAACGCCCAGCUUCGCAGCGGCGCCCGGCUUCGCAGCGGCGCCCGGCUUCGGGGCGCCUGUCUUUGCCGCGGCAGGUGGGCCGAUGUCGCCUGCAGCCCUAUCUGCAGCAACAGGGCUCAACUCAAUGGUCGGUGUGGUAAAGCAGUACAGCGAGAAGAACGGCUAUGGCUUCCUCAACGCAGCCGGCUACCCACAAGACAUCAAGUUCAGUCGAACAGAGCUCAGGGGUGCGAGCCCUCUCCCUGGCAGCAUCGCUAGCUUUAGCCCGGUGCAGCUACCGGAUGGCCGGCUGCAGGCUUUGAAUGUGACCCCAGUUCCGUCUGCCAACUCGCAACCGAGCUUUCCGGCCACAAUGUCGGCGACUGGCGGACUGGACAUGUGGCAAGCAGCAGGCCGGCCAGCCAAGAGACUGAAAACUGCGGAGAUGUCGACGGGGCAGUUUACGUCCGGCACCAUCAAGACCUACAACGGUCUGAAGGGUUUUGGAUUCAUCAUCGCCCCAGGUUGCACUGAAGACGUCUUCUUCAUGCGAACAUCUCUUCCAGAAGAGUGCCGAGAGCUGCAGGGUCAGGACCUCCAGGGAAAGAAUGUCAGCUUCGAGCUCGCGAACACACCGGACGGAAAGCUGAGAGUGUGGCGGGACAUGCCUUACGAUGCCAAGAGCGAUAUGUGGUCCUUGGGCUGCGUUCUUUAUGAAAUGGUAGCUCUCCGACCUCCAUUCAGGGCCGAGGAUAUGGAAGGACUGUACCACAAAGUGGUUCGGGGCCAAUAUCCCCGAAUACCGGCCCACUACAGCCAAGACCUUGCAGAUGUCAUUGCGGCACUGCUACAGGUGCACCCGCGCAACCGUCCGAGUGUGGACCAGCUACUUCAGAUGCCUCAAAUGCUUCGGCACUCUGGUGGGUUGCGGGAGGACCAGGGUUUCUGCCUGGAGCUCUCAAACCGGAGUCAUGUGAUUUGGGACCAAGUGGAUGGGUUUGUCGGAGUUAGUGUUUGUUUUUCGUUUUUUGAAGGUGUCUUAGUCCUAAUCCUGGACCCGACACUGGACAUUUUCAGCUUCACUACACUCUGA
This is a messenger RNA of Symbiodinium sp. CCMP2592, 1716 nucleotides long. Lineage: Eukaryota; Dinophyceae; Suessiales; Symbiodiniaceae. The record is from the annotation of a GenBank genome assembly.